Molecule: messenger RNA, 705 nt
Organism: Capronia coronata CBS 617.96
Lineage: Eukaryota; Fungi; Ascomycota; Eurotiomycetes; Chaetothyriales; Herpotrichiellaceae
Exons: 2
Coding region: 1-705 (234 amino acids)
Source: RefSeq, a predicted model, not a curated record
AUGUCUCUCUGGACCGGCUUUCCCGCCGGAGUGGGAAUGGGAGUAAAUCCCAAGCCCCAAACCUGGUCACCACCACGACACCCAUUGAAAUGCCGGGCGACGAGCCAGGACUUUGAAAGAAAGCUAUCGCCUCGAUUCACCGUCGCGGAGAAGAUGAUUGAAGAUGUCCCUGAAGAUUACGAGGGCGAUUCAAUUCUCCUCAGGAUGCCGUAUGAGAUCCUCCUCACAAUCUACGACAGUGUCGACCAUGCACCAUCACAAGUCGCCCUAGCGCUGACCUGCAAGCGCAUGGCUCUUGUUGCCCGGGACGUUCAUCUGUCUCUGGCGACCAUCUCCGCCAGAUACGCCGGAUUCCUGCCCAAACGGAUUUUCGAUGUUCCGGAGCUCAUGGCCCAACUCAAACCGUGGAUGCCGGCCGGUCUACGCCUCUGUAACCAUUGCUUGACCAACCGACCUCUGCGCGAUGAGUACUGGGACACGGUCGAGGGGUGCGAGGUCAGCAAUUUCUGGAUCCAGAAGACCGGUUGGAAUUUCCAUGACGGGAACUGGCAUAAACAGGUCCACGACAUCUGUCCUGCUUGUCAUGUCUCUUGCACUUUGAGUGAUUAUGUCGAUUGCGAUGGCUGUCGAGCUUUGGGGCGAUUGGGCGAUAUUGAUUGGUCUCGUGUGUUGGAUCCGUGGCGGCGCAGAAUGGCGGUAACUUGA